GCGGGAAUGGAGAAGAGGAGCCGUGAAGGACACUGAGGAAGAGCAGCCAGACCAGUAGGAGCAGAAGCAGAAGAUGGUCUCUGGCGUCCAUGAGAAGAGUGCUCAGAAGGAGGAAGUGGUCCACAGUGUCAAGGCUGUGCACCAUGGAUGAUUUUGCUGAGGGAGACUUCGCUUUGGCGGAUGAUGCAUUGUUGGAAGGUUGCCCUUACGAGGAUGACUGUAUCUGUGCUCCCGACUUUACCACUGACGAUUAUGUCCGAGUGACCCAGCUUUACUAUGAUAGAGUGGGUAUGCAAUAUAAAGAUUAUGCCCAAAGUGAGAAAAAUUUAGAAUAUGACAUCUGCAAUAUAUGGUGUAGUAAGCCACUUUCUAUCCUGCAAGAUUACUGUGACACCAUUAAGCUAUAUAUCUUCUGGCCACUUCUUUUUCAACAUCAACACAGUUCUAUAAUAUCAAGAUUGCAUCCCUGUGUGGAAGCCACCCGUUCUCGUGCCGCUGAGCUAAGUUUGAAGAAAUUACAACAUCUUGAGUUGAUGGAAGACAUUGUGGAUUUGGCAAAGAAAGUUGCAAAUGAUUCAUUCCUUAUUGAAGGCUUACUGAGAAUUGGUUAUAAAAUAGAGAAUGUAAGUGUUAAAAGUGAGAGCCCAGCACACCCGAUGCAGAAAAUCUUGGCAAUGGAAGAAGCGUUAAAUUGGAUAAAAUACACAGGUGAUAUAACAAUUCUACCUAAAUUAGGAUCAGUUGACAGUUGCUGGCCCAUGCUAAGUAUUUUCUUUACUGAAUACAAGUACCAUAUUACUAAAGUCGUAACUGAAAAUUGCAACUUGCUUGAGGAAUUUAGAAGGAACAGUUGUAUGCAUUGUGUGAAGCAAGGAGAACUAAUGAAAAUGAGAGGAAAUGAAGAGUUUUCCAAACAAAGAUUUGAUCUAGCUGUCAUUUUUUACACCAGAGCCAUUGAAUAUAGACCGGAAAACCAUCUUCUUUAUGGUAACCGAGCUCUCUGUUUUCUUCGUAUGGGACAGUUUAGAAAUGCACUUAGCGAUGGAAAGAGGGCCAUUGUUUUGAAGAACACCUGGCCAAAGGGUCAUUAUCGUUAUUGUGAUGCUCUUUGUAUGCUGGGGGAAUAUGACUGGGCCCUGCAAGCAAACAUAAAAGCUCAAAAACUCUGUAAAAAUGACCCUGAGGGAACCAAGGAUCUAAUUCAGCAGCAUGUAAAGUUACAAAAACACAUAGAAGACCUGCAAGGUCGGACUUCAAACAAGAAUCCACUUAACGCGUUUUAUGACAGCAGGGCUUACAUUCCGAGGAAUUCAUCAGCACCUGCUUUUAGAACAUCACUUAACUUUGUGGAAACAGAAAGAGGCUUCCGAAGAACUAAGUACAAAAUGGCAAAUGGUGGCAAUCAGAAUCUAAAGGUGGCAGAUGAGGCUUUGAAGGGAGAUGAUUGUGACUGUCAUCCUGAAUUUCUGCCCCCUCCAAUUAUAAUUCGGGGCGGAAUCAGCAUGUUGGUAAUAUUUCUGUUCAGGAACUUCGGUCAUUAUCUGUUUACUCAAUAUUUGAAUUCUAAUGCACAAGUGACUUUACCAGUAGAUCUGAAAACCAUUUUGGAGAAACAGUUUUCAAAAUCUUCUAGAGCUGCUCACCAGGAUUUUGCUAACAUCAUGAAAAUGUUGAGAAGCUUAAUUCAGGAUGGGUACACAGCCUUGUUAGAGCAGCGCUGCCGCAGCGCGGCCCAGGCCUUCACGGAGUUACUAAAUGGGCUAGAUCCGCAGAAGAUACGGCAAUUGAACCUGGCCAUGAUUAAUUAUGUAUUAGUAGUCUAUGGACUUGCUGUUUCUCUCCUUGGAAUAGGACGACCUGAGGAGCUAUCUGAAGCUGAAAACCAGUUUAAAAGGAUUAUCGAACACUAUCCCAAUGAGGGGCUUGACUGCUUGGCCUACUGUGGAAUAGGAAAAGUAUAUUUGAAGAAAAACAGAUUUCUUGAAGCUCUUAAUCACUUUGAAAAGGCAAAGACCUUGGUUUAUCGUCUCCCUGGAAUUCUGACUUGGCCCACAAGUAAUGUGAUUAUUGAGGAAUCUAAGCCAGAAAAAAUCAAGACGAUGCUGGAGAAGUUUGUUGAAGAAUGCAAGUUUCCCCCAGUGCCAGAUGCUGUUUGCUGCUACCCGAAAUGCCGUGGAUAUUCCAAAAUUCAGAUUUACCUGACUGAUCCCGACUUUAAGGGUUUCAUACGCAUCAGCUGUUGCCAAUACUGUAAGGUGGAAUUUCACAUGAACUGCUGGAAAAAGUUAAAGACAACAACUUUUAACGAUAAAAUUGACAAGGAUUUUCUACAAGGAAUUUGUCUCACGCCUGACUGUGAGGGAAUCAUUUCUAAGAUUAUCAUCUUUAGCAGUGGUGGUCAAGUUAAAUGUGAAUUUGAACAUAAGGUCACAAAAGAAAAGGUUCCUUCAAGACCUGUUCUGAAACAGAAAUGUUCCAGCCUAGAGAAGUUAAGACUCAAAGAAGACAAAAAAUUGAAGAGGAAGAUCCAGAAGCAAGAGGCCAAAAAGUUAGCACAGGAAAGAAUGGAAGAGGACUUAAAGGAGAGCAGCGCCCCCAAGAACGAAGAGCCCGAAGAAACCGUAGACAGCGUUCAGAGUUGUCCAUUUCUAGAUGACAGAAUCCUGCAGUGCAUAAAGCAGAAUGCUGACAAGAUUAAGUCUGGGGUAUUGAAUACCUCCACACUUCUCAAAGAGCUGCUCUCCUGGAAGGUUCUGAGCACAGAAGACUAUACAACAUGUUUUUCCAGCAAAAAUUUUCUCAAUGAAGCAGUAGACUAUGUUAUCCGUCACUUGGUUCAGGAAAACAACAGAGUGAAGACACGAGUAUUUCUGCAUGUGUUGAGCGAGCUUAAAGAGAUAGACCCCAAGUUGGCUCCCUGGAUCCAGAGACUUAAUAGCUUUGGCUUAGAUGCCACAGGACCAUUUUUUACUCGAUACGGAGCCUCUCUCAAGGAACUUGAUUUUAGCAUCAUGACUUUCCUCUGGAAUGAGAAAUACGGUCAUAAACUGGAUUCUAUAGAAGGAAAGCAGCUCGACUAUUUCUGUGAGCCAGCGUCAAUGAAGGAAGCCCGCUACUUAAUAUGGCUGCUGGAGGAGCACAGAGACAAGUUCCCAGGCUUGCAAGGCGCCCUCGAUGAGUUCUUUGAUGUGAUGGAUAGCCGAUGUACUGUGUUACGGAAACAAGACAGCGAUGAAGUGCCGUUUGGUUGUAUCAAGGUAAAAAACAAAGGCAAGAAAAAGAAGCCAAAAGAUUCGAAGCCAAUGUUAGUGGGAUCCGGAGCUACAUCGGUAGCAGCAAGCAAUGAGACUGUCACCCCAGAAGACCAUGGCAGGCGCAACUCGGAUUCUGCAGGCCCGUUUGCAGUGCCUGACCACCUUCGCCAAGAUGUCGAGGAGUUUGAAGCUCUUUAUGACCAGCACAGCAGCGAGUAUGUCGUUCGUAAUAAGAAGCUGUGGGACAUCAACCCCAAACAGAAGUGCUCCACGCUGUAUGACUACUUCUCUCAGCUGUUGGAAGAGCAUGGCCCCUUGGACAUGAAUGACAGGGUGUUCACUGAAGAAGAUGAGUUCUUCCCUGAAGAAACUCGACAGAUGCUAGAGAAAGCAGGAGGUUUGAAAUCUUUCCUCCUGGGAUGUCCUCGUUUUGUUGUGAUAGACAACUGUAUUGCAUUGAAAAAAGUUGCCUCAAGACUCAAGAAAAAAAGAAAGAAGAAAAACAUUAAAACUAAAGUUGAAGAAAUUUCAAAAACAGGAGAAUAUUUACGAGUUAAACUGCCACUAAACCCAACUGCUAGGGAAUUUAAACCAGAUGUAAAGGCCACACCAGUGUGUGAGGAUGUGAAGUCCGCACCAGGACCAGCUCCCGAGGACCUGAAACCCCAGCUGGACUCUGAUAGCUCUUCUGGCUCAGCUUCUGAGGACAGCAGGCUGGAAGCAGUCUCUUCCGACUCCCCCACACCACUCUGUGAGGAUGUGCAUCCCGGGCCGGUUUCCUCCCCUCCCCCCACACCAGCUCCUGAUGAUGCCGCACCGGCUCAGUACUGGGCUCAGUCCCGCGUGGUCACCGGGUUCUGCACAUACCUCCCUUUCCAGGGGUUCGACCUCAGCCAGCCGCGGCCAGCGUACGUCAACGUGCUCCCAAGCCUGUCCCAGUUCGCUGGCAUCUACACGCCGUUGGCCAGAAUGCCUCCUGAGUAUUCCUUGCAGAGGCCCAUGCCAGUGGUGCCACCCUUUGUAGCCACUGACAGAGCAGAUAAAGGCGCUGCUGCGUAUUUUGACGGUCAUAAUUUGAACCCCGAGAGUGACGCUGAUCACCAGAUUGCCUCUGGCACACAGUUCCUCGAUGAUUCUUUGGAAGUGUCGGCAACGUCCCGGAGCAGCCCAGAUGAUGCCAGUACAACUCUGAGUGAACCUGACAGAAACAGCGGGUGUGAUGGGAGCACUGAUGACCCAUGUGAAGCUUCUCUAGAAGGUGUCAGUGACGUAACGCACACUCUACCUGCUCCAGUGGUUGCCGUACAGGUGUCUAGGAGUGUAGUACACCAGGGCGUCAAUACCGAGCCGUAUGAACCUUUUGAGACACAGCAGGGGGACCUCUCCUGGAUUGAGAAGGAGCAUUGCCUGUUAAGAGAGCAGCUGAAGGCAGCAUGUGAGAACUAUGAGCGGAUCCAACUCAAGAGCUCAGAAGAGAUCAGGGACCUGGAAGAAAAGCUGAAAAGGAACGAGGAAGAAAGCCAGAUCUCCAAGACAGAAUUAGACUGGUUCCUCCAAGAUUUGGACAGAGAAAUUAAAAAAUGGCAACAAGAGAAAAAAGAAAUCCAAGAAAGAUUAAAGGCCCUGAAGAAAAAAAUUAAAAAGGUUGUAAAUACCAGUGAAAUGUCUGCCUACAAAAUUGAUGAAUUAGAUACGGAAUGCGGAUCACAUCUGGACCAGUCCCUGGGAAUCAGUGUCGCACUCACAGAUGAGAAGACGGCACUAGAAGAGUCUGUCCGGAAGGGGAGAGAACAUUGUGAGGAGAGCCGUCAAAGAGCAGUGGCUGCGGAGGUAUCUGUGCUUGAAAACUGGAAGGAGCGAGAAGUAUACAAAUUACAGAGUAUGGCAUCACAAGCAGAAACCUAUCUUAAAAGCCUCAAGCUGAUGAGCAGUGAUUCUGCAUCAUAUUCUGACAUUGAGAGUGACAUACACUCGUGGGAAUCAUUUCUUUCUAAUGUAGGAGAGGAGAUUGAGAGCACGAAGUCUCAGUUUGAAGAUCAAAUUGAGGCCAUUAAGAAUGGCUCUCAUCUCAGUGAGCUUUCGGUUUCUGAGCUUUCAUUCCCUGCUGAGACAAUGAUUUAUCCUGAGUUCCUCUCUGAGUGUUCAGGUCUUGAGGAUGAAGGGCUGGUGACUUCUCUAGACAGCGUGACUGGAGCGGUCUAUAAGGAUUCUCAUGCAGAGCCUACCAGUGACUGCUCAGAGGAGGCUCCUGAACUGUCCCUAGGCUCACCCACCCAUCAUCCUGAAGUUGCUCAAGAGAUAGAGCUCAUGAGGGCUAGCCAGGUGUCUCCAUCAGAACAGAGCCCUGAAGCUGACGAGAAACCACCUGCACAGGCCACUCGGUCAAGCCAGUCUCCAAAAAAGCCUUUCAACAGUGUUAUCGAACACUUGUCAGUGGUGUUCCCGUAUUACACCAGCACUGAGCUUGCUGGUUUUGUUAGAAAAGUUCGAAACAAAUACAAGAACUCCCUCCCUGGAUUAAGUAUUGAGGAGAUUGUUGAGAGAGUAACGGAGCACAUUCUAGAGGAACAGGAGAAGAAAAGGCCAAAUCCAGGAAGAGACAAGACAUCCGAGGCUCUGUCUGCUGCUGCUGUGGCCAGGUCCUCCCAGAGCGCACCCUUCGCCGUUGUUGGACCAGCAUCCAGAACCAAAGGCCAGAAAGGAGAGGAUGUCCCUGCACCAGAUGCAAAUUCCUGUGAGAUAUGCCAUGAGAUAUUCAAGUCGAAAAACAUGCGUGUGCUAAAAUGUGGGCACAGGUUUCACAAAGGGUGCUUUAAGCAGUGGCUUAAAGGCCAGAACACCUGCCCCAUCUGCGGCAGUGGGGACCUGCUGUCAGAAGAGUAGCCUGUUGCACCGUCCUGGCCAAGCCAGCCCAGCCCACGACGGAACCGCCUUCCUGUUGCUGUAGGUAGUCACUCUCCACUGAUGCACCAUUCACUCGCGUGAUGCGUUGAAAUAACCACAAUGUCCUGUUACCAGUGUAAAACAGGAACAUGUGAGGACUUGUACACUAUCACAAAGCUAACACAUGGAGUCGCGAAUGCAGUACAUACCAAGUUCCAAGCAAGUGACAGCCGUGCAUGGCCUCUGCGAUGCUGUGUCACCACAUCCCUGCAUGGUUGGGCUGCUGCAGGGAAGCUCUGAGAUGAGCAGCUGCCUUCGGAAAGAGUCUUAGCCACUUCGGUUCUUACCUGGAACUGGAGGAUCUCCCUCAUAGAUUUUUAAAGUGCUUAUGAUCCAGUUGACCCACAUUUUGGAAAUUAGUUAUAAAAUACUUUUUAAAUAAGUGUGACCAGCCGGGUGUUGGUGGCUUACACCUUUAAUCCCAGCACUCGGAGACAGAGGCAGGUGGAUCUCUGUGAGUUCGAGGCCAGCCUGGUCUACAGAGCGAGUUCCAGGAAAACCUCCAAAGCCACAGAGACACCCUAUCUCAAAAAACAAACUUUGUUACCCUGGAAACUGGCUACCUGUGGCAGCAGCUCCACACUUGAGGCCUACACUGAGAUUUCUGUGCUGUCUCAUUAGCUGACAGCCAUGCUUGCUUGGAAGUGUCCUGUCCAGCUAGCUAGUGCUGAACAAAAGAGCACCGUGUAGAACCAGUCACCACGCUUCUUCCUUAUCCCGCCACCAAAAACCAAUGUACCCGACAGUCCUGUGGUGUUGGUGUUAUUCAGUUGUUCUGCGUUUGACUUUUGUGUAAAGUGAUGCAUGCCGUCUUGUAUUGUGGCCUGAAAACAAACUAACUGCAUUAGAAACUAUUCAAAACUAGGUGUAUUUUAGUGACCUGUAGGCAGUGGCACAUACAGAAGAAACUUGAACCCUGGAUGCAUUCCAUUUCUCUCAAACAGGAAGAAACAAAACAAAAAAAAAUGUUUUCUAGCGUGUUCUCUGUUGCAGUAGCAGGUUUGGUCACCUUCUUCUACCUGUUUCCGUGUGAGUUGUAGUGUCUAGUGACUUAGUCUAUAGCAGUUGAUUCCCUGUUCUGAGACAUUUUCCAUAGUGGUCCCUGGAACAUGGUUUGCGUGCUCUAACAGUUGAGAGCAGUGCGCAGGGGCAGACUGCAGUAUCCGGUACAAGGAAGAGUAGCUGCUGAGAGAACGGACCUCUGUGCUUCUCCUCAGAGCCUGUGAACAUGCCUUAUACUUGUCCAAUACCUGUCAAUAAAAAACCUGCAGAAAUA
Molecule: messenger RNA, 7473 nt
Organism: Mesocricetus auratus (golden hamster)
Lineage: Eukaryota; Metazoa; Chordata; Mammalia; Rodentia; Cricetidae
Gene: Ttc3
Product: tetratricopeptide repeat domain 3
Exons: 46
Coding region: 90-6137 (2015 amino acids)
Biological process (GO): ubiquitin-dependent protein catabolic process
Molecular function (GO): ubiquitin-protein transferase activity; protein binding
Source: RefSeq, a predicted model, not a curated record